AUGGCCUUUGAUCAUGAGCUAGCUGCCAAGCUGGCAGAAAAAGCCAUCGCCGCUGCUCAGACUGGUGUCAAGAUGAACACCAACGAAAACGAAAUCUCUCAAUUGGUGCUCUCUAUUUUUGCAAUUGGACUAAACGCCAUCCCGGUCGUUGGGGGCGUCAUCAGCUCCGUUGCGACACUCCUUGGUCUCGCAAUAUUCCCUGCUCCGUCGGCCGACCCAUGGACCAAGGUCAGCGAGCGUGUCGAAACCUUGAUCGGCAAGAAGCUCGAGGAGCACCAAGUCAAGGCACUUCAGAGCAGGAUGGAGGGCUUCAAGCUCAACGCGAAUGAGUACGCCAAGGUCUGGAAGAUUUAUAAUGACGCCGCGCCGGACAAGAAGAAGGAGCAUGCCGAACUGCUCCGCACCCACCAUGUUGGGUUCCUCACGAUGAUGCGCGUCUCUAUUCCAGAGUUCCAAGUCGACACCUAUGCAGCGCUUACAUUGCCCUUGUUUGCGCAGGCAGCAAACCUGCAUCUGACGUUGCUGGCCGAUGGCAUCAAACAUGGUCUGGACUGGGGCUACCCGCAAGAGUACGUUGCCAACAUUAUGCCAGACGAGUUUAGACGAAUGACGUCUUCUGGUAAUGCGGCUCGAGACAUGGCUGCUAUUCAGAGUCGAGCAGAUAAUACAGAGCUCGAACUACUCAAGGGCGCAAUCGAGGCAGCCGAACGUCUCGGCGUGGCCCCUGAGCUCAUUGCAAUGUGGAAAGAGGCUUAUAGCACAUUCAUUGAGCAAUUCGCCACCAGAGCUAAGCGUAGUACUUUGGACUAUGUCUCUCACGCCAAAAGGUACUACACCGAGGGUCGAAAGCAGGUCAAGCCUUAUGAAUGGGUCAAGGACGCUGGCAAGCCACACUAUGGAAACGGCUAUUCCGAAGGCUUGGCUCUGCAGACGUAUGCCGACUAUGAUUUGGAAAUGCUCGAAAACGUUUUAAACUAUGCCGAGUUCUGGCCGUACCUGACUGGCGAGUCAAAGAUGCCAGAGUCAUCCUUGCUGAACCUCGACCGAGAGGUUUUCCGCGGACCCUACAUUCGCUACACAGAAAAUGCGCCCUGGAGCGCGACUAGCCCUCCGCCCGUCACCAAGCGGACCGACAGAAUCACCGCUGUUAGUCUCUGCGUCUCGGAGGACGUACGCAGCCUGCAGGUCAAGUACGGCGACACCUGGGGGCCCAAGUUUGGCGAGUGCAGAAAACCGGACAUAGAGUCACGAAGUUUUGAGUUGCAGCCUGACGAGUACAUUGAAAACGUCGAUAUUGUCUAUGGUCACAAGCUCGGUCAGCUACAAUUUACUACGAACAAGGGCACUGUGCAUGGGCCGUAUGGAGACCCGCGUCACGCUGAUGUAUCGCUUGCUGUCAACCAUACAGGCUACGCUUUGACCAGCAUGUACAGCACCCAUUACGAAAGAAACGAUCCAGAGGGAAUCGAGGGCAUCUUUUUUGGAUUCAGGCCUCUUCUGACCGCCAAGACGGAUUAA
Molecule: messenger RNA, 1518 nt
Organism: Beauveria bassiana ARSEF 2860
Lineage: Eukaryota; Fungi; Ascomycota; Sordariomycetes; Hypocreales; Cordycipitaceae
Product: Delta endotoxin central region subgroup 1
Exons: 1
Coding region: 1-1518 (505 amino acids)
Biological process (GO): symbiont-mediated killing of host cell
Molecular function (GO): toxin activity
Source: RefSeq, a predicted model, not a curated record